Schistocerca americana (American grasshopper) is the source of this 1054-nucleotide messenger RNA. Its product is annotated as heat shock 70 kDa protein 14-like. Gene Ontology annotation, molecular function: heat shock protein binding; ATP-dependent protein folding chaperone; ATP binding. Lineage: Eukaryota; Metazoa; Arthropoda; Insecta; Orthoptera; Acrididae. Gene Ontology annotation, biological process: cellular response to unfolded protein; protein refolding. The record is from RefSeq and is a predicted model, not a curated record. The transcript is spliced from 6 exons. Bases 19 to 816 code for a protein of 265 amino acids. Gene Ontology annotation, cellular component: cytoplasm; ribosome.
CGCCUGGGGGGAGCUACAAUGGAUGUUACAGUUGUAUUGUGCUGUGCAGGAAUGUACACAGUGAAAGGCCAUGUGUAUAAAGCAAACUUCGGAGGGGACAAGUUCACAGAGAUACUGGCCAACUUUUUCGCCGAAAUAUUUCACGAAAAAUGGAAGCUGGAUCCAAAUGAUAGUCGAUGUGCUAUGGCUAAAUUGUACAACGCUGCAGAGCAGAGCAAACACAUUUUGUCCACAAUGAGUACAGCUGAUUGUUUUAUUGAGUCUUUGUGUGAAGGAACAGACUUUAGCUACAAUGUUACAAGAGCACGAUUUGAAGAGUUGAUUAGUGCAGCUGUGAAAAUGUGCACUGCCCCCAUAGAUGCAGCACUGAGCCAAGCAGGUAUCGAUUGCAGAGACAUAAACAAGGUGCUCCUGUGCGGUGGAUCUGCGAAAAUCCCAGUAAUUCAGCAAUCUGUGUCAGAAAUGUUUCCCAAUUCAGAGUUAUUAUGUAGUGUAAAUCCCGAUGAACUGAUUGCCCUGGGUGCUGCGAAGCAUGGUAGUUAUCUGAAAGAACCAUUUGACCCAGGUUGUGAUCAUCUAUCAUAUGAUAUCCCAGUUGUAACAAAAUCAAUUUUUAUGAAGGCAAACGAUGAUAAAGUGUUGGUUAUACCAGCACAGACACCUGUUCCGGUCAAAGUCACAAAGGGACUUCCAUUGACACUCUCAGGAGAGAGUAUAGAAGUUCAGGAUGUUGAAGCUAGAGAUGAUGAUGAUGAUGAUGAUGAUGAUGAUGAUGAUGAUACAGGGAGCUGUAGUUUUGGGAAAUCUGACGCUUGAUGAUGUGUCCGCUUCCAGCAGUUUAACUGCUGAAAUAAAUGUAAACAGUAUUGGAAGUUAGCAUGCAAGCAUAACUGAUACUGCAACAUAGAAGAAAUCUUCCUUUCGACGAGGUCCUCCGGCAUCAGAUGGACAAGAAUUCUCAAGGAAACUGGUUAAAAACCAUAAUUUAGGAAAACAAAAUUUAACAAUGUUGAUAUUGCCUGUGAUAUUAAAAUAAAAUGUUUUCAUAUACUUA